Molecule: messenger RNA, 4625 nt
Organism: Gryllus bimaculatus (two-spotted cricket)
Lineage: Eukaryota; Metazoa; Arthropoda; Insecta; Orthoptera; Gryllidae
Source: the annotation of a GenBank genome assembly
CGCGCACACGGCGCGAGUGCAGUGUUGGAUGCGGUAUCGCGGGCUGGCCGGCUGGGCAGGCGCCGCGCCGCGCGCGCCGGGCAUGCACGCCAAGGCCCCGUCUCCCUCCGCAGCGUCAGCCACGCUCUUCGCCAUGGAAGCGCUAGGAGACUGGAUUUUCGACGGGCCUAUUAUUUUUCCAGAGUUCGGGAUAUUCUAUGCCCCGCCAUCAUCUUCCACGGUGACUUCCAGCCCAAGAGGGCUUAACCCUAACGCCGAAGUUUUCGAGAGCAAAUUCUUCGGUGCGGGGACUGAUGGUCCCAGUGCUUGGGAAGCUGUUGACCGCGAGUACACGCUUGCGGAACCGAAUUAUUUCAGAGGUUACGUGUACAUGAAUGGGGACAUCGGCAAGCUCCCUUCAGGGGCGGUGUACCCUACCACCCCUGAGUCCUUGGCCGUCACUGCUACCUCAGAUUACAGUGGGUCAUUGAAUGGUGUAACUGACUCACUGGAGACGUACGUGCAAGCCAGCUCUCCUCCAGGGGGAUCGCUAGCGGACCCAAGCCCUGGGUCUGAUGCAGGCAUCCCCCUGGAUCAGCUUAAACAGAUGUUGUCAUCACAGCUAGAAUAUUAUUUUUCCAGAGAGAAUUUGGCUAAUGAUGCCUAUCUUUUGUCUCAAAUGGAUAAUGAUCAGUAUGUCCCAAUUUGGACUGUUGCCAAUUUCAAUCAAGUCAAAAAGCUGACUAAAGAUAUCAAACUUAUCACAGAAGUAUUACGAGAAUCACCUAAUGUUCAAGUUGAUGAAGAAGGAAUUAAGGUGCGACCAAAUCAUAAAAGAUGUAUUGUGAUAUUGCGUGAAAUUCCUGACAACACUCCCUUAGAUGAAGUGAAGGCAUUAUUUUCUGGUGAAGGUUGUCCCCGUUUAAUUUCUUGUGAAUUUGCACAUAAUAAUUCAUGGUAUGUUACCUUUGAAUCUGAUGAGGAUGCCCAGAAAGCGUAUAGGUUCCUUCGAGAAGAAGUUAGAGAAUUUCAGGGUAAACCAAUUAUGGCAAGAAUCAAGGCUAAACCUAUGAACAGGUUGCCUUUACCACCAGUAUCUGCAAUGGGUGCUGCUGCUAUGAAGAAUGGAUAUCGUACUCCUCCAACAGCUAUAUACGACCCCAAUUCUUAUCAAGGCCAGCAAAGAUUCUUGUACAGUAAUGGUAGUUCAUUGCCCCCAAAUGUGAAUUAUGGAAAUCAAGUUCAGAUAUAUGCAUUUCAACAUCAGCAGCCAUUCUAUCCACCAAGUAUGCUCCAACCUUGGCCUCCUGCUGGGCCUGGCUUUGUGGAAUUGGGAAGCGUUUUUUCCUUCAAUGGUUUGGCUCCACAGGCAUCCUUCACCAAACCUCAAGGAUCUAGAACCUACAAUCCUCGUAGCAGGAAUAAGAGGAACCAACCAUUGAGUGAUCGGUCAAGUUUAUCAGAUGUCAUGAAUUUGGGUCGUCAUUCUGCUGGUAGUCAUUCAUAUCACCAUCAUCUGGGAGGAAUGGGAAGCUCAGUGACUGGCGCUAUUGGAGGGACACAUAAUAAAAAUUCAAGCAGUGCAUGUGGAAACAACCCGUCAGUAGGAGGAAAGUUACAGACAGUGGCUGCAGUUGGGGUGGUUAACGAUGCACAUCAUAAUCAUUCCAAGAGCCAUCAGUCAUCUACUCAAGAUGCCAGUGAUACAAGCAGUGUACCUAGUCAGAAUUUACCUGGACCCUUGCUGCGAGGUGACAGUGAGGACUACAGGCAGUCCCGUGAUCUUCUUACAGCCAAGGAGCCAAUGCCACCCAGGCAUCGUCGAAGGAGGAAAGAGGAUGAGGUUAUUGGGACAGGACGAACAACUGUGAUUGGAUCUGGGAAACCCUCCUCUAGUGGAAGUCCUCAACCUGCAAGUCGUGAAUCAAUUGUUCCAAGUUCCAGAGGUGCCCAAUUUGAUCUUGAAGCAACUGCUUUUCCUCCAUUGCCAGGGAUGGAUAAUGGGGUUGGUAUUAAUACAAAGAGUGCAGUGCCUGUGGAAACAGUUCCAGUGGAUACCUCGAGCUCUCACUGGGAAAAUAGAUUAUCAGAUGUUGUUAAAGGCACUGUGAAAGCUAAGUGUCAGAAUGCGAGCACAAACACCAAGGAGAAAGAUGUGAACAGUGGGAUGGGAUCUGUAUCUCCUCGAGCUACAACUCCCACAUCUCCUGUACCCAAGAGUGCUGUGCCUCCAGUUUCAAUAGAAAACAAGCAAGCUCAAGUUCAACAAGGAUCACAAUUACAACAAUCCUCAAUACCAUUACAACAGCAGCAGCAGCAACCACAGCAACAACAGCAACCACAACAACAGCAACCACAACAACAGCAACAGCAGCAACAGCAACAGCAGCAGCAGCAGCAGCAACAACAGUCAUCUUCAUUGCAGCAGCCAAUGCAACACCAACAAAAAGUGCAUCAGCUAUCGACACAGCAAUUUCAACAACAGCAGCAGCAGCAACCGCUGCCACCACCACCCCCACAACAACAGUUGAUGCAGCAGACCCCAUUACAGAUUCCUCCUCAACAACAAAUACCAGCUUCUACUGUUGUGCCACAAGCAGUGCCGUCUCACCAACCCCAAACAAGUCAAGUGCCACAGGCAGUGCUGCCUAAUACAGUUGCACAUCAGCCAGUGCCCUUGCUAACACAACAGCGGCAGACUAGUCAUUCAAUGUUUCCACUCUCAGUUACUACUACUACUACUACUACUACUGUAUUGGUAUCUGAUAAAGAAACUAAAGAAGUAGGAACGGGCAAUGAUAAUGGUCUUAGCUCCUUUGCCCUAACUCCGCCUCUUUCUCCCGAGAAGACAGUUCCUGUUGCCACCAAAUUGAUGGCUGACAAAGCUACCAAGACUGAUGAUACACUCCUGACCGGUGACUAUAUUGGUGGGAGUCAAAGUUUGAGUUCAAAGACUGGAGAUGGACAUAAUGUAAAGCAUACACUGCCUGCCCCACCAAAUGUGGUGUUUCCUGCUUCUAAGCCUGUUCCUACUACCACCAAUGCUGCCACAAUGACUAGUGCAGUAGUGGUGUCUGAUAUAAUGACUGCUCCAUCCCGCAUGACAGCUACAACUGCAAUUGCCAGCACAGUAACUACAGCCAGUGUGGUAUCACCUGCUACUAGUAUUCCUCCUGGAGAGACAUCAGUCAAUUCAUUGACAGUGGCAAGUGCGAGUAAUUUGUGUUUGCCUCAUUUAUCUGUGUUAUCUGGAACUACAUCCAUUUCUACAACUGCUGUGACAACUGUUGCUGUAUCUUCCUCUGUGGUAUGUUUAUUUAAUCAUUCAGCAUUAUUGUGUUAAAAUACAGAUUUUUCUGCUAUUGUUUUGAUUAAAUGUUAAUAUAUUGAAGGUUUUGUAGUCGCUUCACCUCAAAGCUUAUUACUUUUAUUGUGGAAUGUUAUGGAGAACUGAAUUGUGUUGCUUCAAUUUGGUAUUUUGUACUAUACCAAAGAUAAGACUCCUGAAAUAACAAUCAUCUUGUAUAACUUGUUAGAAUUUUUAGUCAAUCUGUAACACUGCAUAAAACAUGAUGCUAGUGGUUCAAAUCUAUUAGGUAUGUGUAAUCUAUUAGGUACCUACAAAUUGUAGGCACAUUACACUUUGUCAUCUUAAUUGUGAUGUGGUAGAGUAAUUAAUACAGACCAAAACUGGAAAUUUAAAAAAAUUAUUUAUUUCUUCAUGAUUUGUUUGUGUUCAAAAAGUUUGGAGGAUAUAUCUGAGUAAUAACAAAUGUACUUGUGUGGAUUUGUUUUCUCUGCACGACCUUUAAAUUCUUCAAUAAUCCAUAUGUGGAAAUGUAGUUGACGUUCAGCAUGCCACCUUUGAGUCUGCUUUAAUAGAAUUAUAUGUUGUUUCAUUUUCAAUAUUAUACUUCUAUACAGAAAUUAGUGAUGGCUAAUCUGCUAGUUUUAUGAAUUAGUGAGCUGUCACUCUCUAUUUGGAACUUGAAUAUCUGAAAUACUGGAACAUGUUAUUGUAAUUUCAUAACAAAUUUGAGCAAUUUUUAUAUAUUUUAUAUAAUUUUUCAUAUUAGCCAACUGCACGGCCCAUUAAGGGCAAAGGCCUCCUGCUGGAGUAGAGAAUUAUUAAUACUUAUUUAAUGAAGUGAUAUGAUGAGGGGUGAAAUGACAAUACCAAAUACAUUCAUGCCGAGGCUUCAUUUGAACCCGCAAUCCUUCGAUCCGAGGAUUGAAACCGCCACAACACUUCUGCCUACAGCUAGUUCUCAAUUAUAACUUAAAUUUGUUUUUGACACAAUUAUAACAUAUCUUGCAUACAUGUCAGAAUCAAUCAUCAACUACCUCUCUUACAUCUAUUAGCAAUUGACAAUAUUCCUGUUAAUGUAAAUAUGUCCUAUAAAAUAAUCCAUUAAUUAAAUAUUUGAUAUAAAUGACACAAAUGCUCUAAAUAUAUUUUAUUAGAUUAUAUCAAUUUUAAUUAUUUUGCUAUUCUUUUAUGAUAGUGACAUGUGCUCUAAAUACAGGUAGGAACUGACAAUAUUUUUCUUGACCCCUUUGAUUUUGUUUAACUAAGAAUGUACAUUAGAUGACAAGUAAAGUGGACUAACAAAACCAUUUUAAUUAAAUUUUAUUUAUAAGUUAAA